This is a messenger RNA of Cyprinodon variegatus (sheepshead minnow), 1085 nucleotides long. Its product is annotated as claudin-1-like. The coding region runs from base 74 to 637 and encodes 187 amino acids. NCBI's taxonomy places the organism in Eukaryota, Metazoa, Chordata, Actinopteri, Cyprinodontiformes, Cyprinodontidae. Gene Ontology annotation, molecular function: structural molecule activity. Gene Ontology annotation, cellular component: plasma membrane; bicellular tight junction. The transcript is spliced from 4 exons. The record is from RefSeq and is a predicted model, not a curated record. Gene Ontology annotation, biological process: bicellular tight junction assembly; cell adhesion.
GAAGGAGAAAAUCCACUGGUGGAAGAAACAGCAAAGCAAGAUCUUAAAAAUCCGUCUCAUCGCUAUAAAAAAAAUGGCAAAUGCUGGAGUUCAGCUGCUGGGUUUCACGCUGGCCUUCCUCGGCCUGAUUGGAACCAUCGCUUCCACCAUCCUGGUGGAGUGGAAAGCUUCGUCGCACGCGGGGGACAACAUCAUCACAGCCCAGGCUCUGUAUGAGGGUCUGUGGAAAACCUGUGCAUGGCAGAGCACCGGGCAGAUUCAGUGUAAAGUCUACGAUUCCCUCCUUCAGCUGCCAGGUAAGGUUUCACCUGUCAGCCCGACAGGAGCCCGCGGUCACAACAAAUCCAAAGAUGCUUUGCAAGUAGAGAUCACGAUUGAUGUUGUUUCUGCAGGUCUGUUUGCUCUGGUUGGAACAUCCUGGUACGGCCACAGAGUAGCGCAGGACUUCUACAACCCGUUUACCCCAACUAACUCCAGGUAUGAAUUUGGGACGGCCUUGUACGUUGGAUGGGGGUCAGCCUGUCUGUGCCUUAUAGGUGGGGGCUUCCUCUGCUGCAACUGUUCAGGGAAUAGCAGCUCUGGGAAAACCAUGCACUACACAUCAGCCGGCGCUGCAGGGGACCGGAACUACGUGUAGGAGGACAGGCUCUGUCCAGCGUUUAGUCAGAGCCUUUACAAAGCAGGGAAUAUACAGAUCUGUGUUAAUAAUCACCAGCAUGUUAUAUUUUUCAUCUCUUUCUCUAAAGAUUAAUAAUAUCCAGUGGCAUUUUGUAGUUCUUAAAGUGUGCAUAAAAACAACUGGCAUCACCUUUUUAUUGUGUCCUUUUUAUAGCUGAUGUAAAUGUGAUCAACUUUAUCAGGAAUUUGUUUUAUAUUGAUCUAUAUUGUUUUUAAUUUGUUAUUAAUAAUCCAAUUAAAGCUAAAUGAUAAUGUUUCUUGAUGUAUAGGUUUGUUUUAAUGUAGGUAAGAUCUGUCCCUGCAGAAAAGAAACUUUAAAACAAUGUUUAUUAAACUCUAUCCGUUGUUACCCGAUCCGUACCACAACCCCAACCCCUUUACAGGAGAACAGAAGACCUCUCCUAUUC